Messenger RNA from Sorghum bicolor (sorghum), 692 nucleotides. RefSeq lists its product as uncharacterized. The coding region runs from base 145 to 426 and encodes 93 amino acids. NCBI's taxonomy places the organism in Eukaryota, Viridiplantae, Streptophyta, Magnoliopsida, Poales, Poaceae. The record is from RefSeq and is a predicted model, not a curated record. The transcript has 4 exons.
AAAUCUCGAGUCCACCGUGGAGCGAGCCUCAGGCCCUAGUCUCCUCUCCUCAAUCCGACGCGGCGCCGCGGCCCCCUAUUUUUUAGCCUUUCCUCUCCGUCGGCGACGCAUACAUCCGGCGAGCGGUCCAAUCCGGACGAGGAGAUGCCGCGGAUCCCUCUGAUCAAGUUCCCCAAGCGGAAUCUGAAAGCCCCAUCGGCGCCAGCGCCGUCGCAACCCGCAGAUCAGCACGCGACCCUCAUGUCCCGGUUGGGGGCUAAAGCAGAGGCACCAUCUUCUGGAGGGAUUAAAAAUUACCGCUUUAGGUCAGAUGUACCUUCCCCACCUUCUCAUACUGCCGUAGGAGGUCCAGCUUCACUCCUUCCUAAGCGUAAACCCCUGACUGAAGAAGAAAUUGAGGCUAUUAUGUUGGGAGGCUCCAUCUGAUAUCACCUCAUAUGGAUUGGAAAUUCUAGGAACAUCAAUAAGAUCGUAUACCUGAACUUAUUUCCUUUGACCUCUGAAAGAGUGUUACUGAAGCCAUGUUGAUAUGGAAUUGGGUGUUUUUUUUAAUUGUCUGGAAGUCAGCUGUUGAGACAUUCGUUUCCAGUAUUCUGCACAUGUAACUGGCCAAAUCGUGAACACAUUCAGUUCCUUGCAGAAGAAGUGUUGAUCAUGGAAUGGUUUUGCAUAUCUGAUUAUUUUGUCGUGCA